AUGACGAAGAAAGAGAAAUUCUACAUGAGUGAGUGUUUAUUUACUACCACAGGAAUCACUUUGAACUCUUCUAAUCCUAGUGGAAAUGCUUUUCUCAAAAUAAACCCAGAUCAUAUUGGGUUUUAUCGUGUAAAUUAUGAAGUAGCAACUUGGGACUUGAUAGCUGCAGAGCUCUCCUUGAACCACAAGACAUUUUCUUCAGCAGAUCGUGCAAGUCUUAUUGAUGAUGCUUUUGCCUUGGCAAGAGCUCAACUUCUAGAUUAUAAGGUGGCUUUGAACUUGACCAUGUAUCUCAAAAAGGAAGAGAAUUUUUUACCAUGGCAGAGAGUCAUUUCAGCUGUAACCUACAUCAUUAGCAUGUUUGAAGAUGAUAAAGAGCUAUAUCCUAUGAUUGAGGAAUACUUCCAAGGUCAAGUGAAGCCUAUUGCAGAUUAUCUGGGAUGGAAUGAUGCUGGAGACCAUGUCACAAAGUUACUCCGUUCCUCUGUGUUAGGGUUUGCGUGCAAGGUGGGAGACAGAGAAGCCUUGAACAAUGCUUCCUUUUUAUUUGAGCAGUGGCUAAAUGGGACCAUAAGUCUUCCCGUAAAUCUCAGGCUCCUGGUGUAUCGGUAUGGGAUGCAGAACUCUGGCAAUGAGAUUUCAUGGAACUACACUCUUGAGCAAUACCAGAAAACUUCAUUAGCUCAAGAAAAAGAAAAACUGCUUUAUGGAUUAGCAUCAGUGAAGAACGUUACUCUUUUGUCAAGGUAUUUAGAUUUGCUCAAGGACACAAACAUUAUUAAAACUCAGGAUGUGUUUACAGUCAUUCGAUAUAUCUCAUAUAACAGCUAUGGGAAGAACAUGGCCUGGAAUUGGAUACAACUCAACUGGGACUAUCUAGUCAACAGAUUUACACUCAAUGACAGAAACCUUGGCCGAAUUGUCACAAUAGCAGAGCCAUUCAACACUGAACUGCAACUGUGGCAGAUGGAGAGCUUUUUUGCAAAAUAUCCGCAAGCUGGAGCAGGAGAAAAACCUAGGGAACAAGUGCUGGAAACAGUGAAAAACAAUAUCGAGUGGCUAAAACAACAUAGAAACACCAUCAGAGAAUGGUUUUUAAAUUUACUUGAGAGUGGUUAAUGUGUUCAAAUGUUAGAGUUUAAUUUUGUGAAUCUAUUAUUUCUCCUCUUAAGCAUUUGGUGGCCUAAUUUACAAGCACGAUGGAGAGAGCCUUAUAAACAGAUAAUGUUUUUACUAAGCACUGUGUUUAUAUGUCUUGCAAAGCCUUUAAAUUGUUCCUCUUUGUUUAUGAAGAAAGAUACUAAUAGAGUAUUUAAUAUACUCAGGGAUUUCUUCUAAGUGUACUUCAUAGGAGAUUCUUUACAAACUGAAGAUAAUGUAAUAGUUAUUUUAAUAUCUUUAAAUAUCAUUCUUUGUAUCUUAAAUCUGUGAAGUAGAACAAUUUGGUCUUAGCUUUACAUUUUUAGUACCAAAGAAACACCACUUAAUCUUCUCUCUUGAUUGAUUUUUAAAGUUUAAAUACCAGUACUUGAGGGACCAAUAUUACCAUCUUAAUCUUUAUUUUAUUAUUCAGAAUUACACAGACCUAAUAUCAUUUUAUUCACAUAUGUCUUACUACUUUAAAUCCUACCAAAGUAACCUGGGCUUAAGUUUUACUUGAGGAUCGCAUGAAUUAGCCAAAAGAAUGGCUGACUGUUGCCUUUGCUCUUAUAAAAUCAACAAGAGAACUCUCCUCUCCUUUUAAAAAUAAAUCUAAAUGAUUAUCUUGAAAAAGUAUUGUUUUCCAGUGUCACUUUACUCUUGAAUAAAAAUGACUGCAGUGUUCCCCAUAUAAUUUAACACAUUGCAAAUAUGAUUCAAGAA
Messenger RNA from Rhinopithecus roxellana (golden snub-nosed monkey), 1863 nucleotides. RefSeq names its product glutamyl aminopeptidase-like. The transcript is spliced from 10 exons. The record is from RefSeq and is a predicted model, not a curated record. Bases 1 to 1119 code for a protein of 372 amino acids. Gene Ontology annotation, biological process: peptide catabolic process; proteolysis. Gene Ontology annotation, cellular component: cytoplasm. Lineage: Eukaryota; Metazoa; Chordata; Mammalia; Primates; Cercopithecidae. Gene Ontology annotation, molecular function: peptide binding; metalloaminopeptidase activity; zinc ion binding.